GCGACACUUACCUAACAGCACCACCACUGUAACUGAGUCACAAACAAAAAUCAGGUGUUCGAUUCAAACAGAAUAGCCGAUAACUGGUCAUACCGAGGAGGAAUACGUUCUCUACUAAACUUUCCUUCCUUAAAAAGUUCACUUUCUCAUUCCUCUCUCAAUCACCCCCUCCUUCGGUCUUUGUCCCUACAUCUCUCUCUGAAACUCCGUCUUCAUUCUCUCUAGAAAAAUGGAAGGUGUUGUAAUCAAUGGUGUAAACCCUAGUAGUAAUAGACGUCCAAGGAUCAUGGUAACUAAUGACGACGGAAUCGAUGCACCUGGUUUACGUGCCCUCGUUCAGGUUUUAGUUUCUACCAAUCGUUACGAGGUAUUGGUUUGCGCUCCUGACUCGGAAAAAUCCGCCGUUAGUCAUUGUAUUACUUGGCAGCAUGCGCUCUCUGUCAAACGAGUACAAAUUGAAGGAGCAACAGCAUUUGCAGUUUGCGGAACUCCAGCUGACAGUGCUUCUAUUGGUGUUUCCCAAAUGCUCUUUCCAGAAGUUCCUGAUCUGGUUGUCAGUGGCAUCAACAAGGGUAGCAACUGCGGUUAUCACAUUGUUUACUCGGGGACUGUAGCUGGUGCUCGAGAAGCCUUCUUUCUUGGUGUACCUUCUUUAGCUAUGUCCUAUGAUUGGGUUGGAGGAAAGAGUAGUGAUGAUGACUACAAACUAGGUGCCGAGGCAUGUCUGCCCAUAAUAAACGCAGUGCUAACUGAGAUAAAGAAUGGAACUUAUUUUCAAAGAUGCUUUCUAAAUAUUGAUAUCCCAACAGAUGUUGUGCAUCAUAAGGGUUAUAAGGCAACGAGACAGGGUAAAAGUAUUGUGAAGAUUGGUUGGAGACAAGUUGUUUCAGAAUCACAAGGAGGAAACAUGUUAUCAACAAUGACCAUGGAGAAUAAUUCGACCGCAGGGGAGGGACCAAAAGUCUCCUCAACUCCGUCAGAAGAAAAUCUUCUAUUCAAGAAACAGGUAAAGGGGUUACAGUUUGAUGGAGAAGAUGUGGACUUCCAAGCUCUGCAAGAAGGAUAUAUAACGGUCACUCCUCUCGAUGCCCUCUCUCGCGCAGAUGCUGACUGUGAGAACCACUUAAAGAAUUGGCUACCCAAUGUAACCGAUCAUUCAUCCCCAUCAGCAUUAUAGAGUAGCUUCUAUGGCGCUGGUGGUCAUUGAGCUCUAAGGUCGUGGUGUAUGUUUAUCGGUUAUGUAUAUCUUAUAAAUUUUAUGUAUCAUUCUUAGCCCUGUAUUUUAUUGUGGGGGUAUAUAAUGAUAAACUUGGAACAAUUCAUACAACUGUUUCAAAUACUUACCUGAAUUCUAAUGCUUGUCUUAGUUGAAUAAAAAACUGAUGGAUCAGAUUGUACUUUGGAAUCCUUGUCAAUUACUCAUGAAAUGUCAUUGGAUCUAUUUAUGUGGC
Molecule: messenger RNA, 1451 nt
Organism: Papaver somniferum (opium poppy)
Lineage: Eukaryota; Viridiplantae; Streptophyta; Magnoliopsida; Ranunculales; Papaveraceae
Product: 5'-nucleotidase SurE-like
Exons: 10
Coding region: 230-1177 (315 amino acids)
Cellular component (GO): cytosol
Molecular function (GO): nucleotidase activity
Source: RefSeq, a predicted model, not a curated record